Molecule: messenger RNA, 2260 nt
Organism: Engraulis encrasicolus (European anchovy)
Lineage: Eukaryota; Metazoa; Chordata; Actinopteri; Clupeiformes; Engraulidae
Product: SPRY domain-containing SOCS box protein 3
Exons: 4
Coding region: 595-1275 (226 amino acids)
Biological process (GO): proteasome-mediated ubiquitin-dependent protein catabolic process
Cellular component (GO): SCF ubiquitin ligase complex
Molecular function (GO): protein binding
Source: RefSeq, a predicted model, not a curated record
UGUUGCGAAAUGUGCUUAUGUUACAGAUACAAUUUCAAGUGAGGGAGGAACCAAUAGAGUGGUGGUAGCCACAUGGAGUUUAUGUAACGACUUUUUUCAGCAGCCUCAAAUAAUGUAUUCCUGUGACUAUGUCGACUAAAACGUUGCAAAGUUGCAUUUUUAUACAUAAUUAUAGUGUAGGGGGGGCUGAGAGCAUAAUCCAAUAAAGGGAGAACGUUUUCGCUGCUGCUUUGCCGACCCAAACAAUUCUUGGAAGACCCAAAUAUAGUUGGUUUGACAGUUACGUAAUCUGCGCAGCACACGUGAACAGUCUGUAACAACAACAGAGCGAACUUAAGGUUCAGUUACAGGCUGUGCUUAGGGUCCGCCUGUGAGUGAAAAACUUUGAAACAUUUUAACAGUAGGCUACUAAGCUUCUUGUAGUUCAAGUAUGAGUGAGUAGUCUAGUAGUGUGAGUGAGUAGCCUAGAAGUUUCAUUCGCUACUGUGUCAACAUUCGGUGGAAGUAGAAGGCGUGGGGUGGAAUGUGACAGUCGAUACAAAGUAACCAACACUGUUGAGGGAGCGAGAAUUCCGGAGAACACCAAACAAAACAAUGGCAUAUCCAUCACUCUUGGGUCAUACUUGGGAGGCUUGGAACUGGGAUGCCGCCGCCAAAUCUAAUGCCGUGGAGCUGUCAUCAUGCCAGCAAGCGGUUUAUUUUCAUACCAACACGUUAUUGGAGAGUGAGGGAUCCGCAGGUGUGCGUGGCACCAAGGGUUUCUGGUAUGGAGAACAUUAUUGGGAGGUAGAGUUCACUGAACCCCUGUAUGGCUGCUCUGUAAUGGUGGGCUUGGGGACAAAGGAGGCCCUACUGCAUUCUGACCAAAUACAGUCCACCAACCUUCUGGGCAUGGAUGGGGAGAGUUGGGGUCUGUCCUACAAGGGCUCCCUGUGGCACAACGGCCAAAGCAGGAAGUACACGGAGGCCUUCUACGAUAAGAGCACGGUCAUUGGUGUCCUGCUAGACCUCAACUCAGGAGCGCUCAGCUUCUACCUCAAUGGAGUGAGCCUCGGCCUGGCCUUCUCUGGUCUACAUAAGGUGAGCAGACCUCUGUACCCUCUCGUCAGCUCCUCGGCUCCAGAGACAGAGCUUCUGCUGGGCCUACGCACCUGCCGUCUGAUGUCUCUUCAGGACUCCUGCCUCCAUGUCAUCUCUCAAAGCCUCAGCUCUCAGGCCAGCCCCCACUCCUUACCCUUACCCAGGGUCAUCUGUGAGCAGCUAUCGAGCGCUUAACACAGACCUUAUAGUACUUACCCUUACCUAGGGUCAUCUGUGACCAGCUAUCAAGAACUUAACACAGUACUCACUCCCUAGUCCCUAUACUUACCCAGGGUCAUCGGUGAGCAGCUACCAAGCACCUAAGACAGUUCUCACUUCCUGUCUCAAUCCUAGCCCUACCUCAUAACCAGACAUAUACUGUACAGUACAGUAUGUGAGCAGCUACAAAACACCAAAUCAGCAGUAUAUCGUUGUUGUCAGCGUUAUAGUCAAGCAAGAUCUACCAUUUCCACCCUUCACUCCUUACACCUAGACAGAUUGCCUACACACAAUUACCAGAGCACUCAUACACACCUACUGAUAUGUAUCUGUGCAGUUUUUAUGGACAUACAGUUUUGUAUAAAAAUAUUAGCCAGGCCACGCUCUCCUAGUGGCGCAACACCUUCGGCGUUGCAACUAGUCAGGUCAAGAGCAAUGCAAGUACUUUCUGAGUUCCCGAAAAUACGGGAACUCCUUUCACUUUGUCAGGAAGCAAACAACCAUAAGCAAACCAAGGGAGGUGGGUCAACCAUACCGUUUCGGAAAUGUUAAUUGUUAUGCUCUUGAUCAGACCAAGUCUCGAAGAGAUUUGAACGUCGAUGAUAAUCAGGCUAUAAAAAUAUAUGGCCCGUGAGCCGGCCAAUGUAUCACAAGAACUACAGCCCUGAUUAUUACCAGAAACACAACACCCCAUUAAAACGCUAUUUGGCCAAGUGACAAGAGUGAAUGAUAAUAGCCAUUACAGUAAUAGCAAUGAUUAUUAUCAUAUUCAUGCCAAAGAUGACAUCUGUGUGGGAGGUAUGGGGAUACGAUUUUUUUAACGCUGAAUGUUUGAAAUUAAAUUGUUAUACUCUUGUUAAACAGUUGUAAAUAUGUAAUAAAUUAAUAUUUUUUGCAGCAAAUACAUGACAUGUUUGUGCUCCAUCCAUAUUCCACAACCCACAGUUAUGCACAUGUUUUU